Molecule: messenger RNA, 869 nt
Organism: Linepithema humile (Argentine ant)
Lineage: Eukaryota; Metazoa; Arthropoda; Insecta; Hymenoptera; Formicidae
Product: adhesive plaque matrix protein 2
Source: RefSeq, a predicted model, not a curated record
GCUUGUUCGUGAUUACAUCUAGUAAGCGGUCCACGACAGUUCGCUGCCACGAGUCGACGGAUUCGGUUGACUCGGCUGCUGCAUCGUCCUCGAACAACGGCGAACGCUUCCCCCGUUGCAAUACGACCUGAUAGCCCGUUGCAACACCGAGGAGGGAACGCGCGUGCAAAGACCGCAUUGACCUAAGUCCCCUUGUGUAAAACUGAUCAACCUUUGACACUUAACCAGCGACGAAAGUCUAUCACGCACCGGUCGACGAUCUCCCCUUCAAACUUCUCUCCUGGAUUUUAUCGGCUGUUCACGAUAUCCUUCGCAGGAUUUUUUAACGUCUUUCCUCUCUCGCCUCAUCUGAGAACAUCAUGCUACCAAGAUUGAUGGUCGCUCUACUGUUCUUAACAAUAGCAGUUAUAUUGUCGGAGGGAUGCGAGUUGGAUCAAAUGCGAUACGGGUGUCGUAUUUAUAAUGCGGAAUGCAACUGCGGCUACGGCUGCAAAUCCGAGUACAGAUACGACAACAAUAACGAUUGCAAGUUAGCGCUGGAAGGAGGCCGUAACGAUAUUUGCUCUCACUCGAAGCCUUGCAUGAACAACGGUUCAUGUUCCCAAAUAUCGUCAGAUCCUGGAUUUAAAUGUCGCUGCGAAGGAACUGGAUUCUACGGCACUUACUGUGAAACACCUUGUCCGCAACCAGACAAUUUGCUUUUCCGGGGACAAUAUCCUUACGAGUGCGUCGUAAUCUAACUCGGAGCUCUCUUCUUACUUUCUGACCCAAAUUUGUCUUAAUAUGAUACAUACGUACAAAAAGAGGAAACGUAUUCCAUAAAAUAUAUUUACACAUCCUUGUACAUACAUAAUAAAUAUUAAAACAGA